CGCAAAACAGUUGGCACAUAUCGGGCGACUUAAAUGUAUUCACUUAGAAUUCACUGGCAAUUGCCGCUAUUGCUCUGCCUCUGGGCAUCUAACAGUAUUGGGGCACGUCAGAUACGCAUCAAUCGCUAUGCGGCCAGCGUGCAGGAGGAUGAUGUGCAGCAGGCGGUGAGUCGAGAAGUAGCGCCCAUACCCACACCUUAUCCGCCAGCUGGCCGACCGCAGGGACGUGCUUUCUGGUUACCGGGGGAAGCAAGUGAGAAUGAGGGCUCUGGAUUAGAUCAACUCACAACGACAACGGAAUCACCCUUUGAUAGUGAAAUAACCAGCACCACAGAUGUACUAGGACUGAGCACCACAACCACGAUCGACUUAAUGGACAGCACCACAACUACAACAGCGCCCGUGGAACCGCGUUCUGGUCGUGCUUUUGUCAAGGCACCAUAUCCCGCUGCCGGCUAUCGGCCUAGUCGUGCCUUCUUCCUGCCCACAGAGCUCAAGGCGUUGGAGCAGCAGCUGACAGCACGCAAUUCAUCGGUUGAUGCAGCCGUUCCAAAUAAUAAUUCAAAUCAUCCCGUCUGUGGUGUCAGUACAAAUCCUCUUAAGCCCACCCCGGAGCCCGGCUAUAAGGCCGAGCCUGAUGCCGAAAGUGUUGUGAUCAGUGAACCAGCUGUGGUGAUUGUUAGACCGCCUGGUGACCGCAUGGUUCCAGUAGCCAUACCUCUGCGAUCCCAGCGACUCAUAACAGCGCCCAGACGACAAGGAUUUACCUAUACUACUCAUGUGGAGCAGCGCUGGUGAGAAGGAUAUGCUCGGAUACUAUU
Messenger RNA from Drosophila busckii, 821 nucleotides. RefSeq lists its product as uncharacterized. NCBI's taxonomy places the organism in Eukaryota, Metazoa, Arthropoda, Insecta, Diptera, Drosophilidae. The coding region runs from base 34 to 798 and encodes 254 amino acids. The transcript has a single exon. The record is from RefSeq and is a predicted model, not a curated record.